AUGUUCACUCGGUCCAUCAUCCGAGCGACCAGAUUCAAGCUUCCACCGAGAUCCAUCUCAAGCUCCUUCCAAGUCCGAACCAUCGCCACAAUGACCUCGGAAGUCCAACCCUGUUUCCAGCAGCUCUUCACCGAGCUCGAGAACCGCUUCAAAUCCACCAUCCUAGGCAAUGACAAGUGGUACAUCCUAGCAAUCUCCACAAUUGUCGCAUCUCCAGAUCCCGAGCGCGCAGACCAACUAUACCUGCACCUCACCCAGCAAGCGGAGUAUGCGACCUCCACCGCGCGGCAAGCACUGGUGCGGCGUCUCCGGGAAGCACUCGUCAAAUCCGUGCCUAUUGUAGGAGUAUGCAAGCCAGUUGAAGCCAUCCUUGCAAUCAGCGAGGUGGAGCGCGACGAAGACAAAGAUUAUUCAUUCACGCGUGAAGGGUGGCAAUGCGACCAGGCCAACCAUGAUCGCGGCAUCGAGUGGUUCCAACAGCUGUAUGCGCGCAAUGGUAGCGGCACGCUGGACUUGUUCAGUGCGCACAAGGACUUUUCGUGGCUGUCGAAGGAGAUCACCUAUGGGUUAUUCUUGUCGGAUCGACAGGUACUUGGGGAUGUCGAUACCCAGUUGGUGGUGUUGCCGGGGAUCAUGAGCCAGAAUCUGCCCAAGGAGACACAUUGGCAUAUUCGUGGAACGAGACGGAUUGGGGUGCCGAAGGAGGAGGUGGAGGUUAUUUGGGAUUGUGUGCAGGCUGUCGCUCGGUUCUUUGAGGUGAAGCUUCACAAGGUACCGACUGUUGAGCAGGUUGAAUAUGAUGUUUAG
This is a messenger RNA of Penicillium olsonii, 807 nucleotides long. NCBI's taxonomy places the organism in Eukaryota, Fungi, Ascomycota, Eurotiomycetes, Eurotiales, Aspergillaceae. The record is from the annotation of a GenBank genome assembly.